AUGAAAUCUCAAUUGGCUGUUCUUAAUGCGGUUGACCUUGGUGGACCACGUAGAGAAUUUUUUUCAUUGGUAUUGAGGCAGAUACAAGAGAAAUACUUUGAUCCUGUUCGGGAGUAUUCCAACAAUUAUGAAAUAAUUGGAAAGAUAUUUGCUUUAAGUAUACUCCAAAAUGGACCUUUGCCAAGAAUCCUAUCAGCCAGUUUAGUCGAGGAGGUGUUUAACAAUUCUUCACCAAGAUCUUUUGUGCAGGAUUUACGAAAAGGACUGAAUGCAUUAGGUUUAUACGAGCUGGCUUGUCAUCUUCCAACACUCAUUCAUCUUUUCACACCUCGUGAUGGACUGAAAAUUACAUUGAAGAUGCUUACAAACACCCUCAAGCCACAGUUUUCUCCAGAGGGAAGUAAUCGCAGACAAAAAGAAGGAAAAAUUUAUGCGAAGUUUGUGAAAUAUCUGAGAGAGGCUGCAAGUGGUAGACGUGGUGAGGUAACCCUUGCAAGAAUUCUUCAAUUUUGCACGGGAUGUGAAGAGGAACCACCUCUAGGUUACACAAUGCAACCAACAAUUGAAUUCAUUGAAAGAGAAUCAUUCCUGCCAACAGGAAAUACUUGCAUUAACAAAAUGCAGUUAACAAUUCCAAUUCAUGAUAUGCCAACAGAUGAAGCAAUGUUCCACUUUUUUGACUUUGCGUUUUGCAAUACAUACUUUGGUUUACAAUGAUUAAAAAAGCUUUGCAAAUCUA
Molecule: messenger RNA, 739 nt
Organism: Saccostrea cuccullata (small rock oyster)
Lineage: Eukaryota; Metazoa; Mollusca; Bivalvia; Ostreida; Ostreidae
Product: G2/M phase-specific E3 ubiquitin-protein ligase-like
Exons: 5
Coding region: 1-717 (238 amino acids)
Molecular function (GO): ubiquitin-protein transferase activity
Source: RefSeq, a predicted model, not a curated record